GGAGAGCAUUGCACACUUUCGGAGAUAUUUUUCGUUUACUCAAGCUUCUUGCAAGAUUAUCACACCGUACGCGAUUCCAACCUCGGGUGCUGGAUAUUUGUGAAUAUCUUUGAUAAGAACAUUGAAAACAAUUUAAAAGUGUUUACUUCUAAACAAGCGUAGAAUUAUUUAAAUAAAUGUUGCCGCUGUCAUUAUUGAGAACCGCUCAGAAUCAUCCAAUGCUGGUUGAGCUCAAAAAUGGAGAAACUUACAACGGUCAUUUAGUAAGUUGUGAUAACUGGAUGAACAUCAACUUACGAGAAGUCAUUUGUACUUCACGUGAUGGAGACAAGUUCUGGAGGAUGCCCGAGUGUUACAUCAGGGGCAGCACCAUAAAGUACUUGCGGAUCCCAGAUGAAGUUAUUGACAUGGUAAAGGAUGAAACGAUAGUCAAAGGGAGAGGCCGUGGUGAAAUGAAAGGCAGGGGUGGCCAGGCGAGAGGACGUGGUGUUGGCAGAGGAGCGUUUGGUGGUCGCGGUGGUAGAUCAGCUCCUUUGGGUCGCGGGGGCCCUAAACACCCUCUCAAACAAAAGAAUAAAUAAUACCUUUACACAUGUAUCUGUGAAGAUGUCUCUGAAAUCCUGUUUUCAUGAAGUGGCAAACUGCCUUUACUUUUUUUUUAAUUUUCUACUGCUGGAGAAAAUUGUAUUACUUGAAAUGUUUUGUUACUAAAGUGGUCAGUAAAUGUAAUUGAAAGAA
Messenger RNA from Bacillus rossius redtenbacheri, 738 nucleotides. RefSeq names its product U6 snRNA-associated Sm-like protein LSm4. Bases 177 to 581 code for a protein of 134 amino acids. Gene Ontology annotation, biological process: spliceosomal snRNP assembly; nuclear-transcribed mRNA catabolic process; P-body assembly. The record is from RefSeq and is a predicted model, not a curated record. Gene Ontology annotation, cellular component: U6 snRNP; P-body; spliceosomal tri-snRNP complex. Gene Ontology annotation, molecular function: U6 snRNA binding. Lineage: Eukaryota; Metazoa; Arthropoda; Insecta; Phasmatodea; Bacillidae. The transcript is spliced from 5 exons.